This is a messenger RNA of Aspergillus caelatus, 1175 nucleotides long. RefSeq names its product telomerase inhibitor/ribosome biogenesis protein PXR1 (gene pxr1). Lineage: Eukaryota; Fungi; Ascomycota; Eurotiomycetes; Eurotiales; Aspergillaceae. Gene Ontology annotation, molecular function: nucleic acid binding. The transcript has 3 exons. The record is from RefSeq and is a predicted model, not a curated record. The coding region runs from base 104 to 1024 and encodes 306 amino acids.
AUUUCGUUGCUUCACGCCUUUGUUCUAUACUUUUCUUUUGUUGCUUGCUUUGAGUAUCUUGAAAAUAAGGAGUCAAUAUUCAUUGUAAUACAUAACAUUGCAAAUGGGAUUAGCAGCACCCCGCAAGAGGACGAAAAUCUCCAAUGAUCCAAACAAUACAAAUUGGUCCCGAUCCACUAGCGGCUAUGGCCACAAGAUUAUGAGCUCUCAGGGGUGGACUCCUGGCAGUUUUCUAGGUGCACGCAAUGCCGCUCAUGCUGAUAUGUUCACUGCUGCGAGCGCAUCUCAUAUUAGGGUUGUUGUGAAGGAUGAUACACUUGGCCUUGGGGCGCGCUCUAAGCGUGACCCUCUCGAUGAACCUACUGGACUUGAUGCCUUCAAAGGUUUAUUGGGUCGUUUGAAUGGAAAAUCUGAUGCAGAUUUGGAAGCCGAGCAGAAAAAGCGCGAAGAUGCGAAGAUAGCACGGUAUGCUGCAACAAAAUGGCAUACGGUUAGGUUCAUCAGCGGCGGUUUGUUGGCGCAAGAAAAGCUUGUCUCCCUCUCCCCUCGGAAGGAAACCCCAGGAGCUCAGCAUGGUCCACAUAAAAUCCAAAGUGGUUUAGAUCUGCAAAAGAGUGAGAACGACGCGAACACUUCCAUGGAAGAUAUUUCGUUCAAGGCACCUAGAGAGGAAAAAGUUUCAUCUAUCCCUAUUGCGGAGGACGCCUACAGGUCUAAAGACAAACGCCAUAGGAAGGACAAACAGGGAAAGAAGGAUAAAAAAGACAGGAAGGCCAAGAAGAGGAAGCACAUGGAUGAGCCUAGCGCUACAGACUCUGAAAUCCCCGAAAAGGCGAUCUUGGAAACUAGCCUAGAAGCCACUGUCAACGAAUCCCGAGAUGCAUCAUCCCAAGUUGCUAGGAUUUUUUCAAAGGAACGCCGACCUAUGGGGAGACAUCUUCUCCGAGGUCGACACAUUGCACAAAAGAAGAAAGCCCUCAUGGAUGAUAGGUCUCUCAACGAGAUAUUCAUGGUUAAGUCAUGAAUUACUUUACAUUAUGUGUUCCCUGGCUACAUAAUCUUGUCAAGGUAAGGACCGUGUAGCACAUUACAGUGCCUCUUUGCGGUCAUUCUGUGCAGAAAAAUAGCCCAAGUCCCAGUAUCCCGAUUCUCGUGCCAAUAGAGAAAGCUGAACA